Molecule: messenger RNA, 1025 nt
Organism: Molossus molossus (Pallas's mastiff bat)
Lineage: Eukaryota; Metazoa; Chordata; Mammalia; Chiroptera; Molossidae
Gene: ISG20
Product: interferon stimulated exonuclease gene 20
Exons: 3
Coding region: 299-811 (170 amino acids)
Biological process (GO): DNA catabolic process; defense response to virus; negative regulation of viral genome replication
Cellular component (GO): nucleus
Molecular function (GO): exonuclease activity; nucleic acid binding
Source: RefSeq, a predicted model, not a curated record
GCGAGGGCCAGGAUGGCCGGUUCGAGGCACGUCUCCGGGGUGGCAGGCCAGAGGAGGUGGCCUCCUGGUCCUGAGGCUGCCAAGCAGGGCCAGAGUCCCUGGGACCGGCCAGGCGGGGACACCAGCAGGGAUGGCAAGAGGCCAACUUCCCUUUGCCAGGUGGUGUUAGUGAUAAAGGCAGGGCAGAGGACGCAGGCUGGCUGGGCGGUGGCUGAGGAUCCCUGGGGCCCCGGCUGGCCCCGGGGUGAUGCCCUUUCUGCUUCCUGUUCUCAAGCACAGCUGAGUGUCCCGGCGAAGCAUGGCAAGCAGCAUGGAGGCAGUGGCCAUGGACUGUGAGAUGGUGGGGCUGGGGCCCAGCCGGACGAGCGGCUUGGCUCGCUGCAGCCUCGUGGACGCCCAGGGCUCCGUGCUCUACGACAAAUUCAUCAGGCCCGACGGGCAUAUCACCGAUUAUCGAACCCGGGUCAGCGGGAUCACACCUCAGCACAUGGAGAAGGCCGUACCCUUUGCGGUGGCCAGGCUGGAGAUCCUGCAGCUCCUGACAGGCAAGCUGGUGGUGGGCCAUGACCUGAAGCAUGACUUCGAGGCCCUGCAAGAGGACAUGAGCGCGUACUCCGUCUACGACACGGCCGCCGACAGGCUGCUGUGGCGCGUGGCCGGCCUGCAGCACUGCAAACGCGUCUCCCUGCGGGUGCUCAGUGAGCGCCUCCUGCAGAGAAGCAUCCAGAACAGCCUGUCUGGACACAGCUCUGUGGAAGACGCCAGGGCCACCAUGGAGCUCUAUCAGCUGUCCCGGAAAAUCCGUCGCUGAGGGCUGCCCACCUGGCAGAGUCAGCUCGCUUCAGCCCCGCCCCAGGGGCCAGAGCUCUUUGUCUCCUCAGGACAGCGACUCCCUUGCCUUUGGAAAACGCACCUUUCGUAGUAAAACGCCUGUAUAUUUUCUCCACUCCCGUCUCAGCACUCUCCUUGUCUUUUCUGUCUUCUCUCCGAGCGGGCACGGCGGACGCGACCCAGUCUGCGUGGUG